This is a messenger RNA of Gastrolobium bilobum, 1069 nucleotides long. RefSeq names its product 2-Cys peroxiredoxin BAS1, chloroplastic. The record is from RefSeq and is a predicted model, not a curated record. The transcript has 7 exons. Gene Ontology annotation, molecular function: thioredoxin peroxidase activity. Bases 33 to 830 code for a protein of 265 amino acids. NCBI's taxonomy places the organism in Eukaryota, Viridiplantae, Streptophyta, Magnoliopsida, Fabales, Fabaceae. Gene Ontology annotation, biological process: response to oxidative stress; cellular response to stress; cell redox homeostasis.
CUUGUUCUACCUCUUCUCAUACUCACUCAGUCAUGGCCUGCUCAACUCCCUCUGCUUCUCUCCUCUCUGUGAACCCUAGAAUCCUCUUAUCUCCCAAAUUCCCUUCUUCCUUUUCUUCACUCUCCAUUCCCAAUUCCUCCAAUUUUCUUUGCAAACCUUUACACACUUCCCUCCCUCCCUCUAUUUCCGUCAAUCGCUGCUCACGUUCUCCCCGCAGCUUUAUUGUUAGGGCUUCUAGUGAACUUCCGUUAGUUGGGAACACAGCACCGGAUUUUGAAGCAGAGGCUGUCUUUGAUCAGGAGUUUAUCAAGGUCAAACUAUCUGAAUAUAUUGGGAAAAAAUAUGUUAUCCUCUUUUUCUACCCGUUGGACUUCACAUUUGUCUGUCCGACAGAAAUCACUGCUUUCAGUGACCGGCAUGCAGAGUUUGAGGAACUAAAUACAGAGAUAUUGGGUGUUUCAGUUGACAGUGUUUUCUCGCACCUUGCAUGGGUUCAAACAGAUAGAAAAUCAGGUGGUCUUGGCGACUUAAAGUAUCCUUUGAUUUCUGAUGUCACCAAAUCCAUAUCAAAAUCAUAUGGUGUUCUCAUUCCUGAUCAGGGGAUUGCAUUGAGGGGAUUGUUCAUCAUGGACAAGGAAGGGGUUAUCCAGCAUUCUACCAUUAACAACCUGGCAAUUGGUAGAAGUGUUGAUGAGACAAAGAGAACACUCCAGGCCUUGCAGUAUGUGCAGGAGAACCCAGAUGAAGUUUGCCCUGCUGGGUGGAAGCCUGGUGAGAAGUCCAUGAAACCAGACCCUAAGCUUAGCAAAGAGUACUUUGCUGCGGUGUAGGGAGGAUAAUACUUAAUAGUAACAAAUGCCCAUAUGUAUCAAUUAGGGAUCUUAAAGCAUUUUGUUUUAUAAAUGUGAGUGCUCUUAAAUUUUGAGGCUUUGGAGUGAAAUCUGUAAUGAUUUUACCAUUUAGUUUGUUUAUUAUCUGUAUAUCAUGAUUGUGUACGAAUAAUGCUUUAAAAUCUAUAAUGGAUCUCCAAGCAGUCGUAGUUCAGUGACUUUAUCAAGCAAGGAACUCU